AUUGGCUCUAGGAGCCGUUCAUGGCCAUCGCCUGCUUGCAGAUCCAAUUGAUCAAACCAACGCCAUGAUCGUGCGCCGCAGGAAGGUGAAUGUUUGUCUGGUUGGGCGCCACUUGAUAUUCAAUGGACAGGAUGAAAUCUGAGAUUGCUAGCGGCCAUGCAGCUGCAGAGGAAGAAGCCGCCGCCACGAAGUCGACUACGGGAGGUAGCUUACCGUUUGGGAAUGUAUUUAACAUGAAUACACGGUCGAGAGAGAGAGACAGAAGCAGACAAAGGAAAUUGGAGAAGAUGACAAUAGCGUUGACGGUAACGAUUAACACUCUCACUGCCAGGUUUACCAUGUAAGCAAACUUACGUGGUAUGGGCAUAUCGAAUAUUUUCUCCAUAAAUUGGCGGGAAAUGUUCAAGACAUCCGGGGAAAUUACGCGGUGGCUUCGCGAAGCAGGGAGCGGGAUUACAGAGAUGGAGAUGGAAUUGCAGACACACUCAAACAAUCACCUACAAAACCCCCUAACUUCCUUCUAAAUUUGAUAUUCAUCCCCAAAAACCUAAUUCUGCCCACAUCAGGACAUAGGUGUUUGAGCAUGUUCUCAACCAAGUUUCUUCCCGUUGCAAUCUCUCUAUGGGUUUCCUUGGCUUUUGUUGCUUGUUAUUCUGAUGAUGAUGGGCUGCUCAGAGUUAGCCUAAAGAAGCGCCAUCUUGACCUUAACACUCUGCAUGCUACAAGAUUAUUCACCAGAAUAGAAGGAGAAACUAGCAGUUAUUACUUAAAUGAUAAUAUCGCAGAGGUGGUGUAUCUAAAGAAUUAUCUAGACACUCAAUAUUACGGAGAGAUUGGCGUUGGCUCACCACCUCAAACCUUCAAUGUUCUUUUUGAUACUGGUAGUGCCAAUCUUUGGGUCCCUUCUUCCAAAUGCCUUCUUUCUAUUCUGUGCUAUUUCCAUCCCAGGUACAGGUCAAGACUAUCCAAUACUUACACCAAGAUUGGAAUACCUUGCAAAAUCAAGUACGCUUUGGGAUCAAUUUCUGGUUUCUUCAGCCAAGAUCAUGUGAGCAUUGGAGAUUUUGUAAUUAAAGAUCAGAUUUUAGCCUUUUUUAAUGGUCAGGAAUUUAUUGAGGUUACAAGGGAAGGAACUUUAGCAUUCCUUGGCAUGAAGUUUGAUGGGAUUCUUGGACUUGGAUUUCAAGAGAUUGCUGUUGGACGAGCCAUGCCAGUUUGGGAGAAUAUGUUGCAACAAGAACAUAUGGAUCAAAAGAUAUUCUCGAUCUGGUUAAAUCGAGAGUCAAGUUUAGGAGUAGGAGGGGAGAUUGUGUUUGGAGGUCUUGAUUGGAGGCACUUCACGGGUGAUCACAUUUAUGUCCCUGUUACCAAAAGGGGCUAUUGGCAGAUUCAAGUGGGAGAUAUUCUUGUUGGAAAGGAUUCCACAGGAUUUUGCGCAACGGGUUGUGGUGCCAUUGUGGAUUCUGGCACAUCCUGGAUUGCUGGCCCAACUGCUAUUGUAGCUCAAAUCAACCAGGCCAUUGGAGCAGAAGGAAUAGCAAACAUGGAAUGCAAAAAAGUUGUUACGGAAUAUGGGAAUCUGUUAUGGGAAUACCUCAUAUCUGGGGUCCGUCCUGAAGUUAUAUGCGUUGAUAUUGGGCUAUGCCUGUAUAAUGACUCGAAAAAUAAGAGAUUUAGGACGGAAUCAGUGAGAAGGAACCGAAGUGAUGGGGUAGAGCAGGAGAAUGUUCUUUGCACUAUGUGUGAGAUGAGUGUUUUUUGGAUUCAAGUUCAGCUCAAGCAACAGAAAGCAAAGCAAAGGGUUUUCGAAUAUGUAAAGCAGCUAUGUGAAAGUCUCCCGAAUCCAUUAGGAAAAUCAUUUGUCAACUGUGGUAAAAUGGAAACCAUGCCACAUAUUUCCUUUACCAUUGCCAACAAAUCCUUCCCUCUCGCCCCACAUCAGUAUGUCCUUAAAGUUGAAGAGAAAGAGAGUCGUUCCGCAGUAUGCUUUAGUGGAUUUGUGGCUUUGGAUGUGGCUGCUCCGCAAGGUCCCCUCUGGGUCUUGGGGGAUAUAUUUCUUGGAGCAUACCACACAGUAUUUGACUAUGGUAAUCUUCGAGUGGGAUUUGCAAAAGCAAGUAGCUAUUAAUUAUUUCAAAUAUAUAUAUAUAUAUAUAU
Carica papaya (papaya) is the source of this 2157-nucleotide messenger RNA. RefSeq names its product aspartic proteinase A1-like. Gene Ontology annotation, molecular function: aspartic-type endopeptidase activity. The record is from RefSeq and is a predicted model, not a curated record. Gene Ontology annotation, biological process: lipid metabolic process; proteolysis. Lineage: Eukaryota; Viridiplantae; Streptophyta; Magnoliopsida; Brassicales; Caricaceae.